UAUGUGUUUAUAUACGUACAGUAAAACAUAUAUGUUGUACACUACCGCAGUACAUACUGCGUGUUUUACACAUAGUAAUUCAAUUAUAAAAUUGUCAAAAAUGUGUUAUCGAUUUUCUUCAAAAUUUAUUACUAUCGUAAAUAAAUUUUAUUCCACCGUUUUUAUUCAACCAACUCAUAAAUUUACGGUCUUGCAACCUAAGUAUCCUGUACAUACGCAUAUAUUAAUAACACGGAGUUAUGUACAAAAUCCAUCUCAAGAAGUAAGUGAACAUUAUAAAAAAUUGUAUGAAGAAGAAUUAGACUCUCUCCUAAAGGAUCCGAAAUACAAAGCUAUGUAUGAUAAAUACAAUUUAGAAAUACAGUACACAAAAUAUGAGACAGAGAAAGUACCUAAAGAAUUAACUGCACGUAAUUGGUUACAUUUACUACAAACAUCAACAAAAAAUGAAAGAAGAUCAUAUAUAGAAUUUCUUUGGAAAUUGGAAAUGAAACAAGAAAAUGAUAAGCAGAAAAAGCUAUUAAGGAAGAAAGAAAAACUAGAGAUUCCUGUUGGAAGUAAUAUGUAUGGAUUAAGUAAAGAUACAUUCUUUUAUAGGAUACGUACACAAACAAUGAAUGACUUUUAUAAUGGCAGAUUAAUAAGUGCUAUGUUACAUGAACCUAUAAUAGUAUUUGACCUUGGAUAUGAACAAUAUAUGUCACCACAAGAGAGAGCGAAUUGUGCAAAACAACUAGGAUAUUCAUUCGCAACAAAUCGAAUGCACGAUAGUCCGUUUAAUGUAUAUUUUUGUAAUGCUAACAAGGAUGAUUAUGUUAUGAAGACGUUACAUACAAUAAUACCAUGUUUGUACAAUCCAGAAUUUCCAUUAAAUAUCACAUCAAAAUGCUAUUUAGAAACAUUUGAUAAAAAUAAAUUAGUAUAUCUUACCCCUCAUGUUAACACAGUUUUAAAAAACUAUGAUGCUGAUUUAAUAUAUAUAAUUGGUGCAAUGGUAGAUAAGAGGUCGCCUAAACCAAUUUCAUAUCAAAAAGCUAAGGAACAAGGUAUUAAAAUGAUGAAGUUGCCUUUAAGUGAAAAAUUAGAAUGGGGUUCAGGAUCUAGAAAAAAUCUUCCUAUCAAUCAUGUUCUUUCUAUCAUGUUAGAUUUGAAAUAUACAAAGAAUUGGGAUGUGGCAAUGCAAAAUAUACCUAAACGAAAAUUACAAAAAGCAAGGACAGAUUUACAGCUAAAAAAGCUGUUAAAAAAUUCAAGAAAUUUAGAAUGCUUUUAUAGAAGUAAAACUUCAAACUUAACAAAUAAAAAAUGAUGUUCCUUACAUAUUUGAAAUCAAAUAAAGUUGUAAAUAUAAA
This is a messenger RNA of Bombus terrestris (buff-tailed bumblebee), 1352 nucleotides long. It is a transcript of the gene rswl, whose product is annotated as mitochondrial ribonuclease P protein 1 homolog. Gene Ontology annotation, molecular function: tRNA binding. Gene Ontology annotation, biological process: positive regulation of mitochondrial translation; mitochondrial tRNA 5'-end processing. Bases 2 to 1309 code for a protein of 435 amino acids. The record is from RefSeq and is a predicted model, not a curated record. Gene Ontology annotation, cellular component: nucleoplasm; mitochondrion; nucleus. The transcript is spliced from 3 exons. Lineage: Eukaryota; Metazoa; Arthropoda; Insecta; Hymenoptera; Apidae.